This is a messenger RNA of Macrosteles quadrilineatus (aster leafhopper), 1137 nucleotides long. RefSeq lists its product as uncharacterized. The transcript has a single exon. The coding region runs from base 1 to 1137 and encodes 378 amino acids. Lineage: Eukaryota; Metazoa; Arthropoda; Insecta; Hemiptera; Cicadellidae. The record is from RefSeq and is a predicted model, not a curated record.
AUGGAGAAGGUGGAAAAGGUUUUGAGACAUCAUGGAAUUAGUGAUCUGAUUACUGGUGAAAGGACAAGGCCUGAAGAAACAGAGGAGCAGAAGCUUAAGGAUUUCAAGAAAGGUGACACCUUAGCUCAGGUACUUAUUGUAAAUGCUCUAGAGGAUUCACUUGUACAAUUAACAGCUACUUUUGAUAGUGCACAGGAAAUGUGGCAGAAGCUGUUGAGUAAAUAUGAACAAUCAUCAAGUCAGAGACUAGAUAGAACAAUGGAAGUGUUCUUUACAUCUAGUAUAACUGAUGGAGAAGAUUUGAUCAAAUAUAUCUCAAGAUUACAGUUAAACUUCAGAGAAGUGAAUGAUGAACUUAAAAAGCAUGAAGCUUCAGAACUGCUAGAACUUGUGUUGAUGUCAAGGAUUAUGAGUACACUACCUAAAGAAUUCUUUGAGUUCAAGAGUGUGUGGGAAAGCAUACCAGUGAAAGACAGAAGUGUUGAUUUGCUAAUAGAGAGAAUUCGUCUGAUUGAGUCCAGGCUACCUAGGUCUAUGAAUUCUGAUAAUGGACAAGCCUUACAGGUUAGUAGAAAUAGCACAAGUUCAUUCUCAGAAGGCAAAAGGCAUUCUGUAAAGAAGAAAAUAAAGUGUUUUAUUUGUAAGGGACCACACUAUGCUAGUCAGUGUCCAAAGAAAUCAGAAAAACAAUACAAGAACAAGAUUGAGCCUAGAAAAGGUAACAGUGGUCCAUUUUUGUGUUUUGUAGCAAAGGAGCACAAGAAAGACAACUUUAUUGCAGACUCUGGAGCAUCGCAGCAUAUGUGUUUCCGGAGGGACUUCUUUCACACAUAUCAGAGAUUUACUUCACCAAUUAACGUCACUGUGGGAAAUGGUGAUGAUAUUGAGGCAGUUGGAGAGGGAAGUAUUCGAAUAAGUGUGAAUAUUGGUAAGAACCGAUACAUCACAACUUUAGAGAAUGUGUGGUACAUUCCCGAGCUAGGAAGGAACCUGAUGUCAGUCAGCACAACAGUAAAGAAAGGAUUUAGUUUCAAAGUAACUAAAGAAAAAUGUGUCUUCAUGAAGAAUAACGUUGCACAGCUGUAUGGACAUUGUGUAAAUGGACUCUAUGAAGUUGAAAUGGUCUCAUCAAAAUAA